GUUUUCAUCUUUUUACAGGUUCUUGCCUGUUUCUUACUAAACCCUGAAGGAUUGUGGGACAUGUAGGACACACAUGAUGUAUUCACUGGGCACCACUCUUAUCAUGUCAGCUAUACGUGUUAUCAUAGUUUUCAAAACACCUGCAAUCCUCUUACAUGCAUUGAAAUAUUACACAUCCAAGAAAAGUUUUAUAAAGAAACGGAAUAAAGCAAAUACACAACAUCUGGGACUGAAAUAAUCCCACAAACAUCUGUGUGUUGUGGUGGAGGAAGAUUUGACAUGUGUGCACUCAUGUUACGGGGGGUAUGAUGGAGUUGUUACCCUCCUGAAUUAUCGUAACACUGUAUAGCUGCUUCUAGACGUGCACUUAACUCCGGAUAAUCUCCUGGCUGUCUCUAGAGAGGCUGUAUGUGAGAAUGCAACUGUCCGAUUGAGAGGCUCCAGACUUUCUUCGUAAUUUCUCAAGCCAGCCCCCUAGUAAAUGCUCUGGAUAAUGUCUGAAUGAGCCGGUGUAAGAAUACAGGAGGAGAUCGUCCGCAGGAUUCACCGUGAGCACAUAACACCAGUGUUAUUUCCCUGUAAAUAAAAACACGUAAUCCCUGCAGCAGAAUGAAUAUGUUACAUCCUGCCUCUGCCUGCUGCACCACCCCUCUAUAACAAGAUGUGGGUGUGUUUGUGUCUAAAACGGCUAAUGAGAACUAUUGACUGUUAUAAAGCAUGAGAAAAUGGUUGGUUUUCUUGAUUCAGUGUAAUUUGAUGCAAAUACUAAAUAAUAACGUAUUGCAACCGUAUUUUAUCGUAGCCACUUUGGCUACUAGCUAGUUGGUAUUAUCUAGCAUGUAUGACAUACUAUAUAUGCCAUUUGACCUCACCCUUCCAAUUUUCCACCGAAAGUUAUGCCCUUGUGUGCAGUUGAAAACAAGUUAUUUUACUUUUGGUUUGGAGAUUUUUUCAGUGCAUCCAAAUAAAGCAGAAACCUCAGGGAACAUGUUCUUCUAGUCAGGGUGGUGAAACAACCAGAGCCCACGUGCUGUUGUCAAGAUGCAAGAGGAAGUGUAGCCUGCCUCAGGGCACUAGGGUUUUAAUUGCGCAAUGCACAUAUCAGGUGUCAAUACCUCUGAAAUGAUGGGUGUGUUUGUGCGAAUCUUGCAGAAAGAGGUGUAAGGCUUUGCAGAACGUUGCAAUGAAAGUAAUUCAAAGAAAUUAGGGUACCUCUGAGAUCUUCCUACGAGGUGCGUUCAAUAACCCUCGGGCACACCAUCGUGUGGCUAUGUCCGCUAGCUUCGCUACUUCUGGUAGAGGACAUUUAGGCUAAAAACAUGGUGUAAAUGACCCGUUCAAGUCCAAUAUGAAUGUCGGGGCUUGCAGAUACUUGGAUGACACCACUAGAGCAGUAAGGAGGCAUUUUAUGUUUUUUCUGCUUUAUUACGUCUGAAGAAGAGGUCACCUGGGCUAAACACUGUUUACCCAUGAAACUUCUAAAGUGUUUUGUGGACACCACCCCUCCAUUGGCAUAGUGAAUGUGAAGAUGCCCCAUCCUGUCGCCUCCCUCUCUACGGAAACGCUCAUCUCCAAAACCUUCUCCUUGGACAUCUUUUCCACCAGCGUACUCCCCACAGACCCCUACACAGCGGCCAGCUUCAACGCCAGCAUCGGCAACUUAAGUGGGAUCGGAAUCCUUCGCUGCACCUAUAAGGAAGAUUUUAAACGUAUUCUGCUCCCUGCCGUGUACACGCUUGUUCUCCUGCUCGGCCUCCCUCUCAACUCCGCUGUCAUACUGAAGAUAUGGAGGACGAGGCCCAAUCUUUCCAAGAACAACAUCUACAUGCUCAACCUGGCCAUAGCCGACUUUCUGUAUGUGAUGUCACUUCCUCUACUCAUCUACAACUACGGCAGCCAUGACUACUGGCCUUUCGGGGAGUUUGCCUGUAAGCUGGUCAGGUUUCAGUUCUACAGUAAUCUACAUGGCAGCAUCCUCUUCCUCACCUGCAUCAGCGUGCAGCGCUACGUGGGCAUCUGCCAUCCUUUGGCGAUGUGGCACAAGCGGGGCAGUCGCAAGAUGACGUGGUGCAUCUGCGGAGGGGUUUGGCUGGUUGUUGCCAUCCUGUGCGCACCUACGUUUUACUUCGCCAAGACGGGAAUCCAGCGCAACCGCACAGUGUGUUACGACUUAAGCCCGCCGAAGCUCUCAGUGGCCUACUAUCCUUACGGCAUGGCUCUGACCUUCUUCGGCUUCUUGUUGCCUUUCAUGGGCGUGAUGGCGUGCUACUGCCGGAUGGCCCACAUCCUCUGUCGCCCAGUGUCCUACCAGGGUGUCUCCAUGGCGAGUGCAGAGAAGCGGGACAAGGCGGUGAGGAUGAUCAUCUUGGUGGCGGUGGUUUUCUGCAUAAGCUUCCUGCCGUUUCACCUCACCAAGACCAUGUACCUGGUGAUACGCACCCUGCCCAAUGCGCCUUGCGAGACCAGGAACAUGUUCUCAAUCAUCUACAAGAGCACCAGGCCGUUCGCCAGCAUGAACAGCUUUCUGGACCCAAUUCUGUUCUACUUCACACAACCACGAUACCGGCAGAGCACCCGGAGGUUUGUGCUCAGAGUCAGCAAACUCGGGGAAAAAGGCACGAGUGUGUGAGCGAACAUACAGUCAAACACUGCAGCAGGCUUGGUGGUUCACCAGUGAUGGAUCCUAGGAUUCUGCAAAGACUUUAUUUUUCACUGUAACAAGGAAGUGCACCUUCCUCAGAGGAUCUAACGGAUUUAGAGACACUGGUUUAUCAAGAAGCCUUAAAAUGCAGCAUAGGAACGUUGCAUUAUGAGCGAUAAACAUAGACCAAGAAAAGCAGGAGGAUGAAAUGAAUCAUAUCCUGCUCCUAUGUAAAUUACAAGUAUUUGGGCCACUUAAAUGGGGAAAAAAUGAGAUUUCAAGAAUUGUGAUAUCAUGAGAGUAAAGUCGUAUUACGAGAAUAAAGGGAAAAACAUUUUCUUUAGAAAAUAAGCAGCAAGGCGAUUCUGUACUUGUUGGAAUUUUUCUCCAUCUGGAUCCAAAAUCUUGAACCAAUCUCAAUGUUUCUUUACAAACAACAUAACCUCUCUGUCACAGAUGUCGUGAUCAAAGCAGUCGACCAAACAUUUCCUCCUCCACAAAAUAUGCAAUUUCCCUCCAGUCUGUGUGGUUCUUUUUUCAGAAUAGACACAGUUCCUUACACAGUCUUUUCAUAUUCCUGAUACUGAUGACAAUGCAAUAUUAUGACUAGUCAUGAAAUAUGGUGAAAGGGAAAUCUUAUUUCCCUUUAAGUGGUGCCUAAUACCCAUAUAUAUUCAUAGUACAUCACCCUUACACAACUCACUUUUAAUAAUUUUUUCUUUUCAUGUUUGUUUCUCACUGUGAAGUGUACAGUAAAGAUACACACUUUCCUCUCCCUCAGCAGGUCUCCACAGGUAUAUAGGACUUAUUUGUAUACAUGUGAUGUGGAGGUGAAGAUGUACAUAGUGAAGGAGAGAACAACUAAUUUAAUUUUGGGGAUAAAAUCCACGGUGUCACUGAGCCAUGUAAAAUGCUCAGAGUGACUGUCAAUGUUUAAGACUGCAUGUUGGACAUGAGGUACCUGUGUGUGGACAUUAAGUGGCACUGAGGAGAAACUUGCCUCAUGUUUAAAAAUGAAAUAUGUCGAAUGAGAAUUUUACAUUUAUAUGAAGGUUCCACUGUUCCUUUCUUUUAUAAAUGACAUGUUUCAACAUUAUCCAAGCUUUAUUGCAUGUAAUGCAUUAUUCACCACUAGAUGGCGUGUGCACUUCACUACUGUAUCACCACUGCACUGAAAAGUAAGAUUUCUUUAUUUACAUAUAAUCCAGUAAAGACCGUGUGUUAUUUACAGCAGUUUGGGGCAAAGUGACGUCAUCAAGACUGUUUAGUAAAUUUAUCAAACUCAUGACACAAAAUAUAUUCCGUCAAUGCAUUUGCCUUUUUUCAUCCAUGUAUUGUUGAGUAAACAGAGGAAAUCCUUUUUAAAUGUGUGUGCCAACAGAGGUGUUUAUACACUAAUACAUAAAAAAUCCUUAUAUAAUUCUCAAAGGGAUAAAACAUUCGAUUUAUCCACACUGGCAGCAUCUAAAUUAAGGUACAAGCUGCCGUUUUUCCACUUCCUGUCAGCAUGUGAAUUAGGAUUUCUGUUCCAAGACAUCAGCUCUGUGGAUGGAUGUCAGGUCUUAUACAGAUGAUAGAGUAGAGUAGUAAUAAUAGGGAAUAGAGAGAUUUAUAUAAAGAAUGUAUGUUGCUUUAAAGUAGACCUCUAGUGUGCAUGUGGUAUGUUUAGCACUUAUACUGUUUCUACAACCAGAUUCAUUACAGUCCAAAUCUGUUAACAUGAUGGAAGACUUUAAACUUUAAACUUUCCCCAUUUUUUUCUUAUGUUCUAAGUAACUGAGUUACUGAGUUUAUAAUUUGAUCUGUAGUUCAUGAAAUGAACAUAAAUGUAAUGUAAAUGAAUGUUUCUUCUAAUUGCAUUUUGCUGUAGCUUCUUGUUAAUUUAAUUCAAUUUUGUUUUACUAGCGCUUAUUUUUCCUCUUACUAUUGGAUAUCGUCUUUCAGACAUGGGAUUUAGUGGAAUAUUUUUCGAAUGCUUCUCUCGAUCGCUGAAUCCUUUGUCUCUGGACUGUUGUUAAAACCCAGACAAGCACCUUUUCACUCUUUGGUAAAGAUUUCUAUUUUCUUUGUGCAGAUUCUCCAUUAUUUUAGAAACAAUCAAUCUGUGGUUCAUGAAGAGAUCUCAGCACUGCAGAAGUCUUAUUCCCAUAAAGAUGAGUAAACCUUGAACAAAUUAAAAAAGAUUUUGCACUAUAUGUAUAUUGUGGUAUUUAGCUACUACAUUUACUAUCAAGAUAAAUGAAAUCUGUUUAUAAAAUGUACCUCAGGUGGGUAGUUUAUGGCUGAAUGUGUUCAUAUAAGUAAUUCAGUGUCUCUUUAUGAGUUACAUCUCGCUCUUCCAACCACUAGAUCGUGUCAUGUGGACGUCUCAGAUUUUACAAUUUGAAUAUAAAAUGGAAUUAGAAUAUACUUAAAUAAAUAACUUACUACCUUAACAGUUCAAGUUAUCAAGUUCGAGUUGUACAUGUACAUAGGGAAGCUAGAGUUGUGUUUGAGUUUUGCACCCAUGCAUUAAGAAGUGUUGCGUAAGUUGGUUUAAUGUGAACAUGUAAUUUCAGAUGCAGUGAACAUUUUGACCACAACACAAGGUUGUGUGUUUAAACAUGUUGAUGUGUGUUUAUCUGUACAGCGUAAAUAUUCACUAAUGCGCUGAUAGACUGCACCAUUUAGUUUUUCUCUAUGGGGUCAAAUAUUUGUGAACUGCAUUGUGUGUGUGUGUGUGUGUGUAUUUGUGUCCGUUUAGAUGUAUCCAGAUGUCUGUACUGUGUCAAAAUAUUUGUGUCAGUCAGUAUUAUUUCGAAAUUUCUUAUUUUUGUAAAAUACUUAAAGAACAUGAAUAGAUUUUUAUUUUUGUUACAUAGAGAUGAUUUUGUUGAUGAUAAACUAACAUUUAUCUUUUCUAAUAAUUGAGUUUUUUAGUUGAGUUGCUGUAAAAUGUUCUCCUUGUUGUCACGAUGUAAAACUAAUUGAAAACAGCCAUUAAAAAGUCAUGCAAACAUAAA
Messenger RNA from Hippoglossus stenolepis (Pacific halibut), 5643 nucleotides. RefSeq names its product P2Y purinoceptor 3. Bases 1529 to 2629 code for a protein of 366 amino acids. The record is from RefSeq and is a predicted model, not a curated record. The transcript has 3 exons. Lineage: Eukaryota; Metazoa; Chordata; Actinopteri; Pleuronectiformes; Pleuronectidae. Gene Ontology annotation, cellular component: plasma membrane. Gene Ontology annotation, molecular function: G protein-coupled UDP receptor activity; G protein-coupled ADP receptor activity; G protein-coupled UTP receptor activity. Gene Ontology annotation, biological process: cellular response to pyrimidine ribonucleotide; phospholipase C-activating G protein-coupled receptor signaling pathway.